UCACUAAUACCCGACCUAUGACAAUGUUUUAAUUUACUGAAAUUGUUUGAGAUCGUAGUUGUCAGUACAAGAUUAAUAAUCUUCAUAUUCAGAAAGUUGUUGUGAAUUAGAGAAAAAGGCUAUGUGGCAUAAACUUAGAGAAAUCUUUGGAUACAAGGAUAGCCGAAACAGACAGGUAGAGGUUAAAGAAAAUAAAAUAGACCAAGCAAGUGAAAAUAUUCAAAUUCAAGCUACUACAGAUCAGUCUCAAAAAAGUGAAGGAAAAGUCAACUCUACAGGCAAACAGUCGGUCAGCGGUACAUCUGAUGUUUCAGUGUCACAGUCAGACAGUGUUGAUUCUUCUAGUACUUGGGAAAAAAUUAAAGAUAAGUGGACUGAUGAUUGUUUGGAGUGCAGAGUUACAGUGUCUGUGUUCACAUUUGGCCUGAUGGCACAUAUAUGCAGAACUUUAUGGUUACGCAGAAUGUUGGUUCCGCCACAUAAAAGGAAAUAUAUAGCCAUUGCCAACCUGUCAUUGUUUGGAAUGUGGCUGGCGUACAUAAAGAAGGAAUGGUAUGACGAGAAGGUUACAGAAAGUGAGCAGCAAAAGAAGACUUUCAGUUGGGACAUAUUUGAACGAUAAAGUAUAGAACACCAAAUUCAAUACUUUUCAAAGAACAACUUUCAAAGUUUGCUGUACAAGAUGCACAGACAGACAAGUGAAGCUAUUAUAGAAACUUCUGUCAAGGUGGCUGAGGAUAGGGUAGCUACAGGUGGACAAUAGCAGGCUUCUGUAACAGAAAUUUUCGCGAGAAAAUCGACCAUGCGGUUUUCUCUGAUGAAAGUGUGUCAAUAGACUGUUUGCUGUGAUAAAAUUUAAUGUUUACAUACAUGUAAUUAUUUUGUACAAGAUUUUCAGACAGAGAGGAAGUGGGCCUGGACAACCAUAGUAGUUUAACACAAGUUUAUUUCAUGAUAUAAAGCUUAUUUUGUCUGAGAAAAUACCUUUCAUGGUGUGUUGCAGCCACAGAUCAAAAUGUAAUAUGUGUUAGUCAUGCUGUUAAAAUUAUAAUGUGGAACUUGG
Messenger RNA from Mercenaria mercenaria, 1063 nucleotides. RefSeq lists its product as uncharacterized. The record is from RefSeq and is a predicted model, not a curated record. Bases 122 to 622 code for a protein of 166 amino acids. The transcript has 3 exons. Lineage: Eukaryota; Metazoa; Mollusca; Bivalvia; Venerida; Veneridae.